Messenger RNA from Notothenia coriiceps (black rockcod), 1026 nucleotides. RefSeq names its product proteasome subunit beta type-11-like. The transcript is spliced from 2 exons. The record is from RefSeq and is a predicted model, not a curated record. Lineage: Eukaryota; Metazoa; Chordata; Actinopteri; Perciformes; Nototheniidae. The coding region runs from base 1 to 1026 and encodes 341 amino acids. Gene Ontology annotation, cellular component: proteasome core complex; cytoplasm. Gene Ontology annotation, molecular function: threonine-type endopeptidase activity.
AUGGCUCUACAGGACCUGUGCCACCUCCAGGAAGUCUUCCCGGACACGGACUGCUCUCCGUUUGGGACGAGGACAGGUUACUAUGACGAUGGUUUCCCCGCCAGCAGCAGGUCCCCCCUGUUCAACUUCUUCAUCCCGGCGGCAGAGUUCCUGCAGGAGAGUCCUUUGCAGUUUGGACAGGUGAGCAGUGCUUUCACCUCUCAGGACCACCUCCUCUCCUCCCUCUCUUGGCCCCCCGGCCUCCCACAGGACUCCCCUCAGCCCGUCCCCCUUCCUUUCCCCAUGUCCCACGGCACCACCACCCUGGCCUUCCUGUUCCAGGGCGGUGUCCUGGCGGCGGCCGACACCCGCUCCAGCUGCUCGGGGCUGGUGGCGUGUCCGUCCUCUCAGAAGGUCCUGCCGAUCCACAGCCACCUGGUGGGAACCACGUCAGGAACCUCCGCAGACUGCGCCCUCUGGAAGCGGAUCCUGGCUCGAGAACUCCGGCUAUACCAACUCCGACACGGCCGACGCUUGUCCACGGGCGGCGCCGCCAAACUGAUGUCCCACAUGUUGCACCCCUUUAAAGGCAGCGAGCUGUGUGUGGCCGCGACGCUCUGCGGGUGGGAUGCCUCUGGUCCCAGUCUGUUCUACGUCUGCAGUGACGGGACUCGCCUGCAGGGGGCACUCUUUUCCGUGGGUUCGGGGUCGCCCUACGCCUACUCCAUCCUGGACCAGGGGGUGAGGUGGGAUCUGACGCUGCAGGAGGCCACGUCGAUCGCGAGGGAGGCUGUCUAUAGAGCCACACACAGGGACGCCUGGUCUGGGAACUGUGUGGACGUCUUCCAUGUGUCCUCGGCAGGGUGGAGACGCCGGGGGAGGGAGGACCUGAGGGAGGAGUACUACAGAGAGAGGGACAGACAAGGGGGGGAGGACCUGAGGGAGGAGUACUACAGAGAGAGGGACAGACGAGGGGGGGGAGGACCUGAGGGAGGAGUACUACAGAGAGAGGGACAGACGAGGGGGGGAGGACCUGAGACUGAGUGA